Molecule: messenger RNA, 404 nt
Organism: Pungitius pungitius (ninespine stickleback)
Lineage: Eukaryota; Metazoa; Chordata; Actinopteri; Perciformes; Gasterosteidae
Product: protein CEBPZOS-like
Exons: 4
Coding region: 102-347 (81 amino acids)
Source: RefSeq, a predicted model, not a curated record
UUCCUGCCGUGCUUCCGUAGUCCGGAAGUCCCGUUAACACGUGCGUCCUUUAACGUUAUUUAAACCUGUGACUCGUAAAGACACCUCUCACAAAUACACAGAUGCCCCCCCGGCCUCUGGAGCCUCUGGCCAAGCGGCUGCUGAAGGGCCUGCUGGCGGUGGAGCUGCUGGGCCUCCUGGGGGCGUACGGACUCUUCCACCAGAUGAACAGCAGCAGAGAUUUCAGGAGCACAAUGAAGAGACGGUUUCCAUCGGUUCUGGAAGUUUACUACCAGUCCAACGAGUGGGCGGGGCUACACGGCCUCCGCGAGAAGGACCGCGAGGCCUGGGCCCUCAAACAGGAAUGAGGACGCUGCUACUUCCUGCCCCUCUUGGCGCCGCCGCCGCCGGACACCCUGCCCCCC